UGUGAGGCCGGUGCGGAGAGUCUUGAUAAGAGAUUUCUACUCAUCGAACCAAUAGUCAACUCCUCCUCCUAAAUUGCACACACACACAUAGAGCUCAGUGAUCGCUUUGCGAAGAGCUGGAUACCUGUAAGAAAAGAACGUCUGUUUUGUAAUAACCAGUGCUGGACACGAACAAUUGUGCGUUUUUACGCAUUCCUUCCUUACGUUUGUUAUUCUGUUAUAUUCGAUCGAUAUUCGUCGGUUUUGAAAUGUUUUGCGCCAGCAUCCACAAGCAGUAUUGAAAUUCGCUGUUGUGAACUCAAGAGUGGAGGCCAGGAUACUCACCACUACAAUUCUACCGUGUUUUUAGUUGUUUUUUCUUUCUGUAUUGUCUCUUGGAAUAAUUUUUGCCUUGUCCAUUUUGGUCGUAAUGCAAGUUGAACGUUUCAGUAGUCCUUGAUCACUUUAAUUCGAUGACAGACUGAAAUUGGUGCAUUUUUGUGCAUCUUGAAAUCUGCAAGUUGAGCGCUGUUACUGGAUCCAGAGUUUACAUUGUGGUUUACUGAUCUGAGGGAGACGCUUGCAAGUGUAGCCCUCCAGUCUCCACGAUGCUCUUCCACGGGCUCCCCGGAGGCGAGAUGCAGGGGGUCAUCGACGAGAUGGACCGGAGGGUGAAGGGCGAAUCUACCGCCAUCAGUUCGGCUAUAGACAUGGGGGAAACUGAGACGAGUAUGACGUCCAUCAACAGCGACCGUGUGGCCUUGUGCGCGGGAUGCGGGGGAAAGAUAUCUGACCGCUACUACUUGCUCGCGGUGGACAAACAGUGGCACAUGCGCUGUCUCAAGUGCUGCGAGUGCAAACUAAACCUCGAGUCCGAGCUUACCUGUUUCAGUAAAGACGGCAGCAUCUAUUGCAAAGAAGAUUACUACAGCAGGAGGUUUUCCGUCCAGAGGUGCGCCCGGUGCCAUCUCGGGAUCUCGGCGUCGGAGAUGGUCAUGCGGGCGAGGGAUUUGGUCUACCACUUGAACUGUUUCACCUGUACUAGCUGCAACAAAAUGCUCACGACCGGAGAUCACUUCGGAAUGCGGGACAGUCUUGUGUACUGCCGGCUCCACUUUGAGACACUCAUACAAGGGGAAUAUCAAGCGCAUUUCAAUCACGCGGGGGAUGUAGCCUCGGGCAAAGGACUUGGCGAGAGCGGCACGGGAAACUCGCUGGGGAUGCAGUAUUACAACGGCGUCGGUACGGGGCAGAAAGGAAGGCCGAGGAAAAGGAAAAGUCCCGGGCCUGGAGCAGAUCUGGCUGCUUACAACGCAGCGUUAAGUUGUAACGAGAACGAUGGAGACCACCUGGACCGAGACUCCCACUACUCCUCCAGCUCCAAGUCCAAGCGCAUGCGCACCUCCUUCAAACACCACCAACUGAGGACCAUGAAGUCCUACUUUGCCAUCAACCACAAUCCGGAUGCCAAGGACCUGAAACAGUUGGCCCAGAAGACAGGUCUCACCAAACGGGUGCUGCAGGUUUGGUUCCAAAACGCCAGGGCCAAGUUUAGACGGAACCUACUACGUCAGGAGAGCACAGGGAUGGACAAGGUGUCGGAUGGGUCCACUCUACCAGGGGGGUCGCCUUCGGGCCCCCACUCCGAGCUCUCCAACGCCUCAAUGAGUCCUUCCAGCACCCACACCACCCUCACGGACCUGACAAGCCCCUCUAUUCCGUCGGUUAACCCUCUACUGACCGCCGUGCCGGGGGGCAUGGACCCCCACGACUCCAUGAGUAUGAGUCCUUCCCAGACCACCCUUACCAGCCUCUUCUGAUGUUACCAACACCACCCCAUCCCAUCGCAGACCACCCUUACCAGCCUAUUCUGAUGUCACCGACCCCACCCCAUCACAGACCACCCUUACCAGCCUUUUCUGAUAUUACCUACCCCAUCCCAGACCACACUUACCAACCUCUUCUGAGGUCACCGAUCCCACACCACCCCACCCCUCCCUAAACCCAUCCAACACCACACCAGGUCACUCAAAGACUAAGAGACUGAAGAGAGAGACACUUAAAUACAUGAUAUUCCCCGUGGACCUCAGAUUACUGCCCCGUCUAUUUCUAGUCUUUGUAUGAGUAGCAACUAAAGCCUUACAGAGCGGUCGGCUUGAUUUCAUCAAGAGCUGAAGAUACUUUUUCUGUUUUCAUCUUUGUUUCCUUUCCACGUUGGCUGACUGAUACUACCAAGAUGUAGAUUCUCACUCCACCACCCCGACCACUCUGUUUCUAGGUAGAGAUUUUUUUUAAAUAUAUAAAAAAAUAAAAAAGACAAUGGAAAAGGACUGUGAAACUGAAAAUGUAUUUGGAAAAAACAUUGGAGUGUAAAAUGCAGAUACAAAGUACUGUAGCAAGGUUAUCCAGAAGACUCUAGCGUGCCUUAUAUAUUUUAUCACACUGAGGAAUCCCUGAUCGGAUAGAUGUCUGAUCUAGGUGGCAUAUUUCUUGAAAGAUUUGGUUGAAGGAUGGGUGACCCACUGACAAACCGCGUUUGCUUACAACAUGGCAAUGAAAGCAAUUCUACUUUACAAUUCACUCUGCACACAGUGAGGACUGAUCGAUGAAAUAGAAAUAGCAUUGAUGAGAAUUAGAAUUACAUUGAUAAAGUUAAUAUAAAGAUAUCAUGGUCAUUAUCUUUUAGACUCAGUCAUUGCUUGCAGUACACACCAGUAAUAGUUGGUUACAACUUCGAUAUUUUGUAACAAUAAACUGUCGUAUGCGGAAAUGAGAUAUAAUGUAUAUUGAUAUCUGACUCGUUGCUUGAUGGAAUUGCAAUGAUACUAUUUACAGUCCCCAUUUGAAUACACAACACAAGUAGCUACAACAUAUCUAGCUAUUUUCCAGCAUCACACUGUUUGGUUUAUGAAUUGAUAGCUGUAACAUAUGGAUGAAGUUUUCAUAUUGAGAUAUUAUCGGUCUAUUUGAAUAUUGGCUCAUUCGUCACUACAUAAGAGUUUAUAUCAGUAUAGUGUACCAGAUACACUUCUACAGUAUAUUGUACCAAAUGCACUUCUACACAUCAAAGAGGGGAGUCAUGCACACUCACAAGCGCACACACACACACACACACACACACACACACACACACACACACACACACACACACACACGCACACACACACACACACCGUACUUACCUCAGUCUGAAGGUCUUUCUAUGUUCUUACUGCUGAAACCCAGCACUCUGAUUUUGAUUCUCAAAGUCCCCACAAUGUAGGAUUAUAACAUAUAAGAAAAUGUGCUUAGAACUGAGAUGCUUUAUGGGUACAUCUAACAAUGGCACCCCUAAUCUAAAAAAAUCUUAAAGACCACUUCUAAAUACUUAUUUGCAAUUGCCCGCACAAAACAUGGUUGAUUGAAAUUGUCCCCACAACAUUGUUCCUUGUGGGGACCUGUCUGAAUAUUGGUUUUGGUACAGAGAAACCAAUCAGGGAUUUGUGUGGUUGGCAAAUGAACCAACUUUACCUGGGUUGUGUUCAUUCGGACACACAGUAGCAAAACGUUUUGUAAUGGAAAACGGAAAUGAGCGUUUCUUAUUAGACAAAUUCACGUAGUACCUCCUCGUUUUGGACUGUUGUUUUCCUGUUUGGUGCCUACUAGAAGCUGGUAGGACUAGGAGUGUUUCUGAUAUGGAGAAUCAAGCUGCCUUCCUUUUGACUGUGACUACCUUUACUUAUGGAUGAGGAUGGUGCUCUUACCUUCUCUUUAUCCUUGUAUGCAUGGAGAGCUGCUGUUGGGAUUCAACAUCCCUUUAACUACACAGUCUUUAGUUUGUUUGUUUGUCCUUCCAUUCUUGUACAGUUGCCCCCUUUUGAUGUACUUAAGCCUUCAGUUCUUUCAAAACAUAAAAUGGUGGACAAAACUUGACCUAGUCUGUUGUUUUUCUGAAGUUACUACCUAUAGGAUAUCACACGCACACGCACUCACACACACACGAUGCAUGUGCACAGAUGUGAACCUAUAUGUUUUUAUUGU
This is a messenger RNA of Oncorhynchus nerka (sockeye salmon), 3999 nucleotides long. RefSeq names its product LIM/homeobox protein Lhx2-like. The coding region runs from base 588 to 1799 and encodes 403 amino acids. The record is from RefSeq and is a predicted model, not a curated record. Lineage: Eukaryota; Metazoa; Chordata; Actinopteri; Salmoniformes; Salmonidae. Gene Ontology annotation, cellular component: nucleus. Gene Ontology annotation, molecular function: RNA polymerase II transcription regulatory region sequence-specific DNA binding; DNA-binding transcription factor activity, RNA polymerase II-specific. Gene Ontology annotation, biological process: regulation of transcription by RNA polymerase II; neuron differentiation. The transcript is spliced from 6 exons.